ACCAUUAUUAGCAUUUUCAUUUAUCACAAAAACUACCAAGAUGGAGUUUCCUGUGGUCUCAAUUCUUCUUCUUGCAUGUUUUGUCUACCUGAAUACUAAUAACAUCGUGCUGUCAGUUCAUGCAGUUGAAUCCCCACAAUACACCGUGAUUCACUCAGAUUCUGAUUUUCAGAUCAGACUCUAUAAAGAAUCCUGGUGGGUCUCUGCUUUUGUCCGUGGAACUUCCUUCCUCAACUCAACCAAAGCAGGCUUUCACAGGUUGUAUCAAUACAUUCAUGGAGCUAAUCUCGACGCUUCUCAAUUUGCAGUGACGGCUCCUGUCUUAACAAGUGUCAGCCCACUGGCAGAUGGUUCUGCAUAUUUUGUGAGAAUGUAUCUGCCUGUUAAUAGAUCUCCUCCACAGCCUAAAUCCGAACUGAAUAUACAGAUUGACGAGUGGAGAAGUCACUGUGUAGCCGUCAGGAAUUUUACCGGAUUCGCCAAGGAUGAUAACGUUAAUAAAGAAGCUGAAGCUCUUGCUGAUAGCCUCAAUAAAUACUUCAGUGGGAACACAACAGCUCCACAAGAUAAAACUUCCUACACAAUUGCUCAGUACAAUGCUUCCCGUCACCUUACCGGUCGUCUGAAUGAAGUGUGGAUGAAUGUUUCACGAUUCAGUGCGGAGGGAUGUCCGACCUAAGAAAUGAAUUAUCAGUUUGUAAACUCUUGUCAUAUCCAGAAAUAUCAACAGCAAAAUGCAUGUUCAUGCUUAUAGAAUAAGCUUAAAUAAUUUUCAUAUUGAAAAUACCUCUCUUCAUCAUCUUAUUUGGAUAUCUCUGGUAUGU
Pistacia vera is the source of this 824-nucleotide messenger RNA. Its product is annotated as heme-binding protein 2-like. The transcript has 2 exons. Bases 41 to 679 code for a protein of 212 amino acids. The record is from RefSeq and is a predicted model, not a curated record. Lineage: Eukaryota; Viridiplantae; Streptophyta; Magnoliopsida; Sapindales; Anacardiaceae.